AUGGCUGCACUGACGUUAUCAGGUCUAAUUGGUUCAAAUCUUAAAAAUAUAGCCAUCUUUCUAGUUAUAAAGACGCCUACAGAUGACCUGCUCACGGGUGCCGAUACUAUCGAGCAAGUAGGAUAUAUUUGUCAAGAGGUUUCAAAUACUUUAAAAAAUGGAUGCUUCGAGCUUAGAAAAUGGCAUUCCAAUGAACCUGCUGUUCUCAAAAAUAUAAGUGAUCAUAAUAUAUCAUCCGAAGUUCUAGAAUUUGCCCGAAAUGAGAAAACUAAAACUUUAGGGUUAAACUGGUCUUCUCGGGACGACGUUUUAAUUUACAAUAUAGACGAUUUUUCUACCGUUAAAAAAUGUACGAAAUGGGCGGUUCUAUCUUUAAUAGCCAGAAUAUUCGAUCCGUUGGGUAUUCUCAGUCCCUGCAUUGUUGUAGCCAAAAUGUUCAUGCAGCGUCUUUGGUCUGAAAGGUUGUCUUGGGACGAUUUAUUGCCAAGCAAUUUAGCCGAUCAGUGGAAUCGGUUUCGAGAGGAAUUACCAAAUUUAAGCAUGUUAAAAAUUCCACGCCAAGUUUUAGGCAAAUGCAUCCAAUUACAUGGUUUUUCAUCAAGCAUCCAAUUACAUGGUUUUUCAGACUCAUCGACUCGAGCUUACGGAGCAUGUAUACGUACGACAUAUCCCGACGGAAAGGUGAAGGUAAGGCUUCUUUGCGCUAAGUCCAAGGUCGCUCCCGUAAAAACCCUUACAAUUCCAAAGCUUGAGUUGUGUGCCGCUUUAUUGCUGGCUCGUUUAGCAGACAAGGUAAUACAAUCUAUGAACAUAAAAUUCGAUGAUUGCGUGUUUUGGUCGGACUCCACUAUUGUAUUAGCUUUGAUUAAAAUGGCUCCCAACUUAUUAAAAUGUUUUAUCGCUAACAGAGUAGUAGAGAUACAAUCCCUUACUAAGGAUAGGGAAUGGCGUUAUGUCCAGUCACUAGAUAAUCCGGCAUAUUAUGUAUCGAGAGGGCUACUUCCUAAGCAAAUUCUAGAUGCUGAUAAGUGGUGGUAUGGUCCCUCGUGGCUUAAACUAAGUUCAUCCGAAUGGCCAUCUGUCGAGUAUAAAGUAAGUCAACUACCGGAAUUAAAAUCUCAGAAGAUUUCUUCGCUUCCAGUCAAUAUUAUUAACGAGUUUCCUUUCGAGAAAUUUUCAAAAUUGUCUAACCUUCAAAGAAUUGUUGCCUACAUCCUAAGGUUUAAAAAUAAUUGUCUUUGCUCCAGUAUUGACCACAAGGUAGGUCCCCUUACGGUUCCAGAGUUACAGUUUUCAUUAAAGUGUCUUACUAGAGCUGCACAAAGGCAAUCGUUUCCAGACGAAUUUUUGAAGUUAUCAAAGAAGCAAGUUCUCAGUCCAAAAAAUAAAUUAAGCAAUCUUACUCCCUUUCUAGACCAUAAUGGCCUAAUUCGCGUAGGCGGUAGAUUGAAGCAUUCAGAUUUUUCAGUUGAUAAAAAACAUCCAUUGGUUUUGCAUUCAGAUCAUCAAUUUACUAAAUUGCUUUUCGAGUAUGAGCAUUGUCGUUUGCUUCAUGCGGGUCCUCAAUUAUUAUUAGGUUCUAUACGAGAAACAUUUUGGCCUAUACGCGGACGCAAUCUAGCCAGAGCAACGGUACGAAAAUGUUUAAGAUGCUUUAGAUUUAAUCCCGAACUUGUCAAGUCAAUCAUGGGCAAUUUGCCUCGCGAUCGAGUUACACCUUCUAGUCCAUUCCAUGUGACAGGAAUCGACUAUGCAGGGCCGUUUUUAAUAAAAAGGGGACGGGGAUGUAAGGUAGAAAAGUGCUAUGUUGGGCUAUUCGUCUGCUUUUCUACCAAAGCCCUCCACCUUGAACUCAUUUCCAGUUUAGCAACUAGUUCGUUCAUUCAAGCAUUACGUCGUUUUGCUUCCAGGCGUGGCAAACCAAUAAAAAUCGUAUCCGACAAUGGUACCACGUUCGUCGGAGCUUAUCGAGAACUAGGUAAUUUUUUAAAAUCAAAUCGAAAUAAUUUAGUAAACGCAAGCGCACUUGGGCAAAUCAAUUGGUCUUUCAUACCACCGUAUUCACCUCACUUUGGCGGCCUGUGGGAAGCCGGUGUGAAGAGUGUCAAGCAUCACUUAAAGCGGGUUCUGGGGAAUACGCAGUUAACUUUUGAGGAGUUUUUAACAAUUUUGUGCCAGAUUGAAGGCAUACUAAAUUCUAGACCUCUUUGCCCUUUAACAUCCGAUCCAAACGAUUUCCUUCCUCUCACUCCGACCCACUUCUUGAUAGGCAGACCACUAGUAGCUGUGCCAGAUGAUAAUGUAGAAGACAUAAAGACAAAUCGAUUAACCAGAUUUCAAUUGAUUCAACAACUUUCUCAACAAUUUUGGAGACGUUGGGAACGAGACUUUAUAUCAGAAAUGCAGCAAAAACACAAAUGGGAAGAAUUAUCAAGCUCCAUCCCGGAACAGACGGCAUUAGCCGUGUUGCUUCAAUACAAACAGGAGGUGGUGUCAUCCAGCGAAGUUUCUCCAGAAUUUGUCCUCUUCCAAUGUCCGAUUGAAAGUGUGAGCUCUUUCAAGGCCGAGGGCAUGUUCAGGCCACAUACUUUAAAUACAUUCUUUUUAACAACAACAUCGCCGUAA
Molecule: messenger RNA, 2625 nt
Organism: Sitophilus oryzae (rice weevil)
Lineage: Eukaryota; Metazoa; Arthropoda; Insecta; Coleoptera; Curculionidae
Exons: 2
Coding region: 1-2625 (874 amino acids)
Biological process (GO): DNA integration
Molecular function (GO): nucleic acid binding
Source: RefSeq, a predicted model, not a curated record